Molecule: messenger RNA, 1778 nt
Organism: Sclerotinia trifoliorum
Lineage: Eukaryota; Fungi; Ascomycota; Leotiomycetes; Helotiales; Sclerotiniaceae
Source: the annotation of a GenBank genome assembly
GCCGACCGAUGAUCCACCUGAAUUUUUAUUCUUUUAAAGCUCUCCCAAUCCUCUUCUUCAUUUCAAUCAAAACCACCAUCACCAUAAAAGAUGGCUGACAAUGAUCUUUCGGAUGAUCAAAUCCAGCAAUUGUUGCGGGAUGCUGAGGAGCGGAUGAGAAAUGCAAAGCAAGUCAUCAUAAGUGAUGAUAGCUCUUCCAAGUUUUCUCUUCCAAAGUAAGAUUUUAACCACGUCACAAUUCUGGAGCUUGGCUAACACUUCAUCUUCUUUAUAGCCUUGGUAAAUCCGCGACAUCUGCAAUUGCUCCAUAUAUCAAGUCGACAGGACAGACUACACACGUUGACUCGUCUCAGCUCGUACCUGCUAAAGACAGAAAACUGGCAAAUAGCGUGCGAACGGUCGAAGACCCCAUCGUGACGAAGGCUAAAGCGCUUAAGGUAAGAAAUUUCUUUACUUCAUCUAGCGCUGUGUCCUUCUGUGAGGAAAAUUUACCCAUAUAACGGACGCAGGAUCUGGCCCCGUCUUGGGCGCCACCCUGUAAAAGCUGAAGAUUUUACAUUCAUAGUUACUCUGAGAAGAAGCCACUACACAAGUCUUGUUGCGAAUUUUGGGUAUCGAACAUUAAGCUAAUAUUAUCAUCAGGCAAAAAAAUCUACUGCUGGAGCAAAAUGGUUCAACAUGCCCAAGACUGUGGUCACUCCUGAGCUCAAGCGCGACCUUCAACUUCUUCGUCUCCGAAGUGUAUUAGACCCCAAGCGUUUCUACAAAAAGGACACCACAAGAGCAGAAGUUCCAGAGUACUCUCAAGUGGGUACAGUGAUUGAAGGUCCUACCGAAUACUUUUCUUCUCGACUCACCAACAAAGAACGCAAACAAACUUUUGUGGAACAAGUUCUUGCUACCGAACAAGCAAACCACAAGUUCCGUAACAAGUACAAUGAUAUCCAAGCUGCGAAGGCUAGCGGGAAGAAAGAGCAUUAUAAGAAGAUGAAGGCUUUGAGAAAGAGAAGAUAAACGCCAUGAGUGCUCGGAAGAUGCCAUAAAGAAUCACCUUCCAGAUUUGACUACCGAUUGCAAAAGGCAUGCCUCUAACAUUAACCCAAUGUCGUGCAGACCUCGGUCCACACUAGCCUACAUCACAAACUGACCAACCCACCCGAUGGAUAAGAGGUUUGGUCAUGCUAGGUACAGGGUUUUCCCACUUGCAAGCUUUUUUGCUAUCAUCAUAUCGGUAAGUUUUAGAUCCUUGUGGCAUUUCUUACUCCCCCUUGUGUUGUGAUGAAAAAAACAGUCAACAGUUAUCCCUGUCUUAAAGAAUACAUGUGGAUUUUAUAAUUAGACUCUGAACACAUUACCAUACCUCUUGUUUGUUUGAUUGGUUUCAUGAAUUGUAACUAACAAUUUCAAUAGAUUUUCAAUAGAUUUUCUCAGUAGGUACCUUGCCACAUGAAGUCGUCACCAUGACACUUUGACAUAGUGCUGCAUAGUCUUGAGCGUCAUGCAAUAUAUUCAUGCCUGUGUUCAGUAUCACUGGUCCUCAGAUGAGGAGUGUACUGCCUUUCCCUCAGCACACACCGGGAAGAGACGUCGAGAAUUUUGACAGAACCUAAAAGCUAAGUCCGCUCUCAUUUUACUCUUGGGUAGACUUAGUCACCUAUUUGGUCAAACUGGAGACGGUCUCGAAAAAAAAAAGAUGUAGCAACAGAAUACGAUGUUUUGCAUUCUUGCAAAUAGACUUGAGCAUAUAUCAAAGAAAUAAAUACAUCAAUCCCAAUUGC